AUGGAACGUCUUUACCAUCUUGGGAGGACACAGUGGAAGGUAAUAGUAUGGAGAGUGACUGUUGUUAUUGGGAAGGAGUUGAAUGCAACGAGACUAGAAGCUCAUGUAAUUAAGCUUUCCCUUAACUCUACAAGGGACCGGCUUUUAGGAGAUUGGUAUUUCAAUGCCUCUUUGUUUCUUCCCUUUAAAGAGCUCCAAAAUCUCGACUUAUCUGAUAACCAGCCUGUUGGCUGGUUUGCAAAUGAAGGUUUUGAAAGAUUAUCUGGGUUGAGCAAGCUGGAGAUUCUUCGGUUGGAUUGGAAUCGCUAUGAUAACAGUGUCCUAUCCUCUCUCGGAGUGCUUUCAUCACUUAAGAGAUUAUACAUGAGCAACAGCCAAUUGAAUAGAUCUGUUCACUUACAAGGGGCAUUGCCAUCUCUUAGGACGAUAAGCCUUAGUGUGGAGGGAUUGGUCACCAAAAAAGUUGGUAGUAUUGCCCAGUCUCCCCUUAAUAGCCUCACUUCACUAGAAUCAAUUUCCCUUUCAUAUAACCACUUCAUGAUCCCGUUCUCAUUUCCCUUGUUUUUUAACCCUUCAAAGCUUGAGGUCAUUUUAAUUGAUAACAACAUAUUGAACCUCGAAAAUGAAUCUCAAUCAUGGAUUCCAAUAUCUCAACUGAAGGUUUUUAGUUCCUCAAAUUGA
Ilex paraguariensis (yerba mate) is the source of this 681-nucleotide messenger RNA. Lineage: Eukaryota; Viridiplantae; Streptophyta; Magnoliopsida; Aquifoliales; Aquifoliaceae. The record is from the annotation of a GenBank genome assembly.